Messenger RNA from Penicillium brasilianum, 477 nucleotides. NCBI's taxonomy places the organism in Eukaryota, Fungi, Ascomycota, Eurotiomycetes, Eurotiales, Aspergillaceae. The record is from the annotation of a GenBank genome assembly.
ACAUGACAGUGGUCAGAAUAGCUUAAUAUAGCCUCUUUGUGAACCUCCACGAUGGCAGAAAAGUAUUCCAUUGGCACUCGUGCCGAAAGCGAGCGUCUCGUCAGAGGCUGGGGUUUCCAACAUGUGUACACCUGGUCAGAUGGGAGAAAUGGAUACUACUCGCCUCAUAGUCAUGGAGGACUCACGACACAUCUGAUUCGUCGCGGCUCAUUUACAAUUACUUAUCCCGAAGACAAUGUCAAUCUGCACAACGGAGAAAUCAAGAAAGAGACAUUCGGCCCUGGUGAACGAAUCGAUGUCCCCGCAGGAAAAGUUCAUGAAGUCUGGAUCGGGGAUGAAGGAUGCGAGUAUGUGAUCGGUGAAUAGGAUUCACUCUGAAUAAGUUUCCAAAAUGUACAUCAAAGCGAGAACUAGAGUCUUUCGAGGACGGGAAUUACAAAGAUUCGAGUAGAGCAACCUAUCGGAUUGGAAUGUUCA